Eublepharis macularius is the source of this 1644-nucleotide messenger RNA. It is a transcript of the gene NR0B2, whose product is annotated as nuclear receptor subfamily 0 group B member 2. Bases 84 to 833 code for a protein of 249 amino acids. The record is from RefSeq and is a predicted model, not a curated record. Gene Ontology annotation, molecular function: transcription factor binding; transcription corepressor activity. Gene Ontology annotation, cellular component: nucleus; cytoplasm. The transcript has 2 exons. Lineage: Eukaryota; Metazoa; Chordata; Lepidosauria; Squamata; Eublepharidae. Gene Ontology annotation, biological process: circadian rhythm; negative regulation of transcription by RNA polymerase II.
CAGUGCUGGAAAAGCUGCACAGGCCCCAGGGGUGAACAAAACAUUCGCACUCCAAGCGAAGGCCUAGCUGCUCCGUUGCAGACAUGGAGUACGAGAAAUGCCAAUGCCUUGGGAGCCAGAAUGCUAUCCUCUAUACCCUCCUGAGCCGAGACCAGCGGGAGAGUCGGAGCCCUUCCCACCAGCGCUGCCUGUGCCAGAAACGCCGUACCGUCUGCCUCCAGACACCUCAAGUCACCUGCCAAGCAGCUUCGAACGUCUUAGUGAAGACAGUCAGCUUUGUGAAGAAUCUCCCUUCCUUCCAGCUGCUCCCAUGGGAAGACCAGCUCUUGCUCUUGGAUGGCUGUUGGGCUCCCCUGUUCCUUCUAGGCCUGGUCCAAGAGAUGGUGACCUUUGAAGUCAUGGAGACCCCAGCUCCCAGCAUGCUCGAGAGGAUCCUUCUCCAGGGCCAGUGCAAGAGGCAGGAGCUGCAGAGAGCGCAACCCACCCUGGCCAGUGUCCAACGCCUGCAGGGCAGCUUAAAUGCUUUCUGGAGCCUUGACCUCAGCCCAAAGGAGUAUGCCUAUCUGAAAGGGGCGAUUCUUUUCAACCCUGACAUGCCUGGUCUCAAGGCCUCCGCUUACAUUGAGAGCCUUCAGUGUGAAGCCCAGCGAGCACUCCAAGAAGUCCUGGCCCUUUCCCACCUGGAGGACCAAGGCCGCUUUGCUCGUGUCCUCCUGAUAGCUUCCACCCUGAAAUCGAUCCCUCCGUCGCUUAUUACUGAUCUUUUCUUCCAGCCAGUGAUUGGCAACACAGACAUUCUGCAACUGCUUAUAGAAAUGCUGGUGAUGAAAUAGAUCCAUCGGCCGCAACACCUUGAGUGGGAUCGGCUUCGGGGCUACCCACAACACACUCGGCCUUGUGCUUUGGGCUUCACAAAAAAGAGGCCAUGCAAUUUGAGGCAUGGAAUGGAAGAGGAGAUCGUAAUUGCAGCUGUCUUGCAGGUGUGCAGUGGUCAACCCAGUCUUGUAGGCCUGCUAUGCCUCUCUUUUUGAAGUAGUAAGGAAAGGUACUGCUGCAUGGCAUUGUCCUGGCAUUGCAAGCUGACUUCAGAUCCUGUGCCAAUCUCUACCAGCCAGUCACCAUCACCAGAUGUGGAGUAUGAGCACCAUACAAACCUAUUCCAGCUCAAGGCAAGCUGCUAGUGCACAUUUAUAUUGUAAAUGUCUGUCCCUUUGUAUUCCAGAUUAACUGUUGUAGCUCCCAUCUCACUCAAAGAGAAUCCUGGGAAUCUGGUGAGCCUGUUGAGAAUCCUGUUAGAGAUCCAUUGUCCGUCGUCAAGAACAGUCCCCAGGAUCCCCUAGUAAGAGUGACUCCCAUUUUACCAGUUUGACUAUGUGGUUUAGAUAUGUCGCCAUUCAACAGAUACUCUUGGGACUAUUUUGUUGAGCUGACUGGAACAGAAAGCACCCACGAGCAUCUCCAAAGCACCCUUUCCAUACAACUUAGUCCCCAUACAUCCAUCUUUCCAAAAGCCUCAGGGAAAUAAGCCAGAUUCUGAACAUGCCAAGGGCUAGCUAAUUGGUCUCUCUUUCUCAAACUGUUUCAGGGCUGCACAUAAAUGUCGUAAGAAAGCUUCUGUCAGAUCAGUUGGAAAUCAGAACUCAA